Messenger RNA from Fusarium keratoplasticum, 999 nucleotides. RefSeq lists its product as uncharacterized. NCBI's taxonomy places the organism in Eukaryota, Fungi, Ascomycota, Sordariomycetes, Hypocreales, Nectriaceae. The record is from RefSeq and is a predicted model, not a curated record. The transcript has a single exon. Bases 1 to 999 code for a protein of 332 amino acids.
AUGUCUACUCGACAAAUUCCUGCCUCUCACCUAGCCCAGGAUGGCCCUUCGACUGAGAGCAUUCUGGCGAUGCUCCGAACCCCUAGGGAUGAGGUCUACACCCUCAGCCAGGAUGGAGCCACCUACAUUCGCCCCCAGUGCCUGAGUGACACCCCCGUCGCCAAGCUGACCGAGAACAGCCCCUAUUGGAGAAGCACCUGGAACUCUCUGGACGAGUACCUGGCCCAGGAAGAGGAGGAGGAGCGCCUCAAGAAGGAGACUAGCGCGCGUCUCAAGCUGGAUCCUUCCAACAAGUCCGUUGCCGCUGCUCACAAGCUUCACCAGGACAACGUCAGCAAGCACCGCCGCAUUCGUGACAUCUUUGGUCCCAACACCAGAUAUCACCCCAACCAGCUCGUGGCCAAGCACCACCUCCCCGACGAUGGCCUCUGCCAGAAGGAGAUCAUGUACCGCCUGGCCUGCAAGAUCUCGGACCUCCGCGUCCUCCAUGAGAAGAACGAGCUGGCCAUGGACCCAUGGGACUUUAUGCGCUGGAGAAUCUCCAAGAAGAUUCUGUCCUUAAUCACCUUCCCCGGCAGUUCUGCGCGAGACAACAUUCGAACCAUCGUGUACAAGAUUUGUGAGGACUGCGGAUCCAGCCCCAACAUGAAGCAGUACGAGGACGUCCUCCUGCGCGCCGCCAUCCUCCGAUCUGCGGGAUACCAGAACAGAAUCGCGAGUUUCACCACCAAGGGCGAGAAGGCCAAGGGGAGCAGCUCUGGAAGUGCCCAGCCUCGCUCCCGUGUUGCUUCUGGAGGCCGGCCUCGAACCGGAAGCUUCUCCAACGCUGCAUCUAACACGUCCUCGCGACCUGCUCUGCCUCCUCCUCGAGUUGACAAGCACCGCCCUCAACCUAGCACGUACAUGGGCAUCAACGCCUGGAGAGAGCAGAAGAGACGCCGAGAGGCCGAGAAGAACAAGGAGUCCAACCAGGACUCCAACAAGGAGCCUCAGAAGUAG